Messenger RNA from Etheostoma spectabile (orangethroat darter), 2290 nucleotides. RefSeq names its product tweety family member 3b (gene ttyh3b). Gene Ontology annotation, molecular function: volume-sensitive chloride channel activity; intracellularly calcium-gated chloride channel activity. The coding region runs from base 563 to 2227 and encodes 554 amino acids. The record is from RefSeq and is a predicted model, not a curated record. The transcript is spliced from 15 exons. Gene Ontology annotation, cellular component: plasma membrane. NCBI's taxonomy places the organism in Eukaryota, Metazoa, Chordata, Actinopteri, Perciformes, Percidae.
CAGAUCUGGAGCUGCCGCAAAGCCCCGUCCUCCAGGGCUUUUUAAACACCGCGUUUGCUUCACGCUCUAACAAUUUCAUCCAGUUGAAGAGCCGCAGCGCUAUAUGCACUGAACCGACGAGCACAAACCGUUAUGGUUUAAAAAAGAAAACCACGGCAUAAACUAGAAAAAGGAAGAUACUGUGUUGCGGGUCAACGAGCUUAACCCCUAAACUGCUGUGACAGUGUUGCUCUCGGGGAAGGCAGUCACAACAGGAGGGUGUCUCGGUGAAAUGAGAGCGGACCCGGUCGGUGACCGUUAUUCCGUUGUUUUCAAUGUGGUUGGGAUUGCAGCCGACUCGGUCGUUGCAGCUAGCUCGGUACGGCCGCGUUGAUGCAGCAGCGCACGGCUGUGGUGUUCAAAUCCUCCACCGGAUCUGGGAAGACAAUAGGUGAAAUAUACGCCGGCCUGGACUCCCAAGACUACACUAAACGAGAGUCUGCAUCCGCUUUGGCUUCGCUAGUCUCCGUGUGAGGAAUCGGUUUAGAAAGUGAAGUGACGGCGGGCAGGUAGCUGGAUCAGGAUGGCGGCCGUAGUGAACUACUCUCCACCUUGGUGGGUAAACCUGCUCCACCGAUUGCCUCAUUUCAACAUUGAAUUCCAGCUUGUGAGCAGUGACUUCAGACCGGAGGACUCUGAGUACCAGAAGUCCAUUUUGUUGCUCGGGGCUGUGGCGUUGCUGUGUUUAGGCCUGGACCUCAUCUUCCUCCUCUUCUACUCAUUCUGGCUUUGCUGCCGGCGACGCAAGAGUGACGACUCCUCGCACUCCCACACGCACUCCCAUCAGCCCAGCGCUGACUGCUGCUGCACCGCCUGGUGCGUCAUCAUCGCCACACUUGUCUGCAGUGCUGGCAUUGCUGUAGGAUUCUACGGAAAUGGGGAGUCGAGUGAUGGGGCCAAUCGUUUGGCAUACUCCCUCCGUCAUGCCAACCGCACCGUGUCAGGGGUGGAGAAACUGGUGUCAGACAGUGCCGUAGCCUUAAACCAGACAGUGGAGGAAAGCUUAGUCCAGUUGGAAACAGCUUUCCAGGAGCAGACAGACUACGUGUCCAUCGUACAAAAGCUGCAGGGACAGCUGGACGAGCUGGUAAGGCUGAUGGUGGAUAUUCCCUUCUGGUCCAAUACUGAAGUUUCCCUGGAGGACUUGGCCUGCAAGACGGAAGCUUUUGAUUUUUACAGGUGGCUGGGGUACCUUAGUCUGCUGCUGUUUGAUGUACUCAUUUGUCUUCUGGUGCUCUUCGGCCUUAUACGCAACUCUAGAGGAACUCUGAUAGGAGUGUGUCUGCUGGGUGUUUUGACUCUGAUAAUCAGCUGGGGGUCUCUCGGCCUGGAACUGGCUGUCGCUGCUUCCGCCAGCGACUUCUGCGUUUCCCCGGAUACCUACAUCACCAGGGUAACCAUGGAAAACGCUGUCAUCAACCAAGAUAUUCUGCAGUAUUACCUGAGGUGCAACCCUGGCCAAAUUAACCCCUUUCAGCAGAGGCUGUCAGGGAGUCACAAAGCAUUGGUGGAGAUGCAGGAUGAUGUGGCAGAGCUACUGAGAUCAGCAACACGUGACCAUGCCAACACCAAGGGGAGUCUGGAGCAAAUCCAGUCUGUGUUGAAUUCCACCGAGGUUGGUCUUCACCAGCUGACUGCUCUGGUUGACUGCCGCAGCCUACACAUGGACUACGUUCAGGCAUUGACUGGGCUGUGUUAUGACGGGGUAGAGGGUGUCAUCUACCUGGUUCUCUUCUCCUUUGUCACUGCUCUGAUGUUCUCCUCCAUUGUGUGCAGUGUGCCACAUACCUGGCCUGGCAAGAGGACGGAUGAGGAAGACGGAGAGGAUGAGUCGGGUGCCUCACGGGGUGGUGUGCACGAUAACCUGUACCGCGUUCACAUGCCCAGUCUCUACAGCUGUGGCUCCAGCUACGGUAGCGAAGCUAGCCUGCCCGCUACAGCCCACACUGUCAGCAAUGCCCCCGUCACUGAAUACAUGAGCCAGAACGCAAACUUUCAGAACCCUCGGUGUGAGAACACCCCCUUGAUUGGCAGGGAGUCCCCUCCACCCUCUUACACCUCCAGUAUGAGAGCAAAGUACCUGGCCACCAACCGACCGGACCAGAACCGGCGCUCCGUUCCCAACGACCAACUGGACCCAGCUAGCCGGGCUCACCCCACUGCCCGACCACAGUCCUCAGUCCACUAGAAACUGUCCACAGAACUGCACCAGUCCACCCCAGUACUGCCUAAAUCCAGUUUUCACAGCCAA